UGACAACAGACACGUACUAACACAAACAGGAACAGUUUUCAUCUCAAGUAAUUACAGAGAUCUCUGUAGGACUUUAAUACAUUUCUCCUUUUCUGAGCUGAUGAAGAAAAUGUUUUGCUUCUUUGUUUUUUGCUGCUUUUGGCAUCUUGUUGUGUUUGGUGUUGAAGAUGAAGUGAAGUCAGUGACGGAGGGAGAAUCAGUCACUCUACAGACUCAUGUUACUGAACUACAGACACGUGAUCUGAUAACAUGGACAUUUGGAUAUCCAGAGACUAAAAUAGCUGAGAUCAAUAGAGAGGACGCUAUCUUCUCCACAUAUGAUGAUGUUCUUGAUGGGAGAUUCAGAGACAGACUGGAGCUGGACAAUCAGACUGGAUCUCUGACCAUCACAGACACCAGAACCACAGACUCUGGACUUUAUACAGUAAACAUCAAAGACACAAAAUCAACAACCACAUACAGAUUCAAUCUUACUGUCUAUGCUCGUCUUCCUGUUCCUGUCAUCAGCAGAAACUCUUCACAAUGUUCUUCAUCAUCUUCAUCUUCAUCACAGCAGAAUUGUUCAUUGUUGUGUUCAGUGGUGAAUGUGGGUCAUGUGACUCUCUCCUGGUACAAAGGAAACAGUUUAUUGUCCAGCAUCAGUGUGUCUGAUCUCAGCAUCAGUCUCUCUCUACCUCUGGAGGUGGAAUAUCAGGAGAAAAACAGCUACAGCUGUGUGAUCAACAAUCCCAUCACAAACCAGACCACACAUCUGGACAUCAGCAAACUCUGUCAUCUCUCUAAAAAGAUCAGUGUUGUUAGUUUCAGUAGUUAUUUUCAAACUGGCUACAUUUUUUUUUCUUUUUUUUUUUUCUGA
Carassius auratus (goldfish) is the source of this 856-nucleotide messenger RNA. Its product is annotated as CD48 antigen-like. The coding region runs from base 101 to 856 and encodes 251 amino acids. The record is from RefSeq and is a predicted model, not a curated record. The transcript has 4 exons. NCBI's taxonomy places the organism in Eukaryota, Metazoa, Chordata, Actinopteri, Cypriniformes, Cyprinidae.